GUUUUUUACGUUUGACUGAGUAGGCUACGUGACAUUGUAAAAGUUGUGUUUGUUCAGUUGUAUACUCGCUGAUGCGGAUCUAAAUUCUUUUCUAAUCGUUUGAUGCCGGAAUACAGAUAUUUAGAUACACUUGACUUAGAAUGCUGCCCAUUAUUGAUUUCAAGCAAUGUCGACCUGAUGUUGAAGUUAGUGACAAAGAAAUAAACGAAACGGGCCAAGCUAAUGGUGGAUGCUUUGUCCACAGUAGGUUUUGCAUAUCUAAAGAAUUGUGGAAUAAAAAAAGAAACUGUCGAAGAACCAGAAACACCGCAGACGAAAUAUUUAAUGCACCAACUGAUAAGAAGAACAUUUAUAAAAGAAAUCCAAUUACCACUUUUGGUUAUAUUGGGUUUAGUACGGAAAAGGUGGACCCAGCCUUACCUGUCGACUAUAAAGAGGCGUUUAAUGUGCCCGGUUGUGCUUUAGAUCCAUCUGUAGGCGCAAAAUGGCCACAUGAACUUUCACCUAACUUUGCCCCACUUACCAAAUCCUUUAUGGAAGAAUGCAAGAGUCUGGCUUUAAUAAUACUAGAAGUGAUCGCUGUUGGGUUACAAAUUAAGGAUCGCCACGUUUUGCAAAAUGCCCAUCAACACUUAAACCUUAAACACAGUUUGGGAGGUGCUCUCAAGUAUCUUUAUUAUCCACCAAUUAAAGAGGAUGUUAAACCCGAACAAAAACGACUGGGCGAACAUUCAGAUUGGGGUUCGAUCACUUUGCUCUUUGUUGACAACACUGGCGGGCUUCAGAUUGAGACGGAAGGGACAUACAAAGAUGUCCCUGUAAUAGAAGACACGAUUUUGAUCAACAUUGGAGAUGCGUUGGAAUAUUGGACAAAAGGGAAACUAAAGUCGACAAAACAUCGUAUUAAUAUACCCCAAGAUGAAUGGCGAAGAAAUUCAUCUCGAAGGUCGAUUGUAUACUUCGCUUAUCCUGAUAAUGAUGUCGUGAUCAAUCAACCUCUGCAGUUCAAGGGUGAUGCAGAUGUUCCGGAUCCUGUAAAAGAUCCGAUAACAGCUUUGAAAUAUUGUGAGAUUAAAAUGAAAGAAGCGCAUGUAUAUUAAAUAUAUUUUAAAUAAAUCGUACCAUGUUUAUUACGGUAAUUAUAAUGUUGUAUGUAGAGUGAGGUGGGGAAGAUGGGACACUUUUAACACAUAAUAUCCAAGUAUCCUGAUCAUGUUAUAUGUACCUUGUUUACUACUAAAUGAAACGAGAAAAUAGGGUUAAAGGUGUUCUAUCUUCCCCAACUUACUGUAUGUUGCUUCUUUAGUUCACGAAUGGUAGAUGUGUGAAAAUAUUGGCAUAUUGUUUUGAGAUUAUUAAUAAGAUCGGGUUUACUUCAGUGUGUCUUUAUCGGGGUAAAUCGGGACAUUCAGUGGGAUGGGGGAAGAUAGGCACCUUUUAACUGUACUUUCUCGUCGCAUUCAUUAGAAAACAAAGAAUAUUUAAAGCAUUAUAAAACUAUAUCCCCGCGACUAACAUAUAGACCGUUGUUAAUUGUUUAAAACACGAUCAGG
Ciona intestinalis (vase tunicate) is the source of this 1553-nucleotide messenger RNA. The record is from RefSeq and is a predicted model, not a curated record. Lineage: Eukaryota; Metazoa; Chordata; Ascidiacea; Phlebobranchia; Cionidae.